Molecule: messenger RNA, 739 nt
Organism: Catharus ustulatus (Swainson's thrush)
Lineage: Eukaryota; Metazoa; Chordata; Aves; Passeriformes; Turdidae
Gene: CENPS
Product: centromere protein S
Exons: 5
Coding region: 54-473 (139 amino acids)
Biological process (GO): replication fork processing; resolution of meiotic recombination intermediates
Cellular component (GO): Fanconi anaemia nuclear complex; FANCM-MHF complex
Molecular function (GO): protein heterodimerization activity; chromatin binding
Source: RefSeq, a predicted model, not a curated record
CGCCUCGCGCGCCGGGCGGGAAGCGCCGAGGGCGGGAGAUCGUGAGGGCCGCGAUGGCGGCGGCCGGCGAGGAGCGGCAGAUGCUCGCUCAGAGGCUGAAGGCGGCGGUGCACUACACAGUCGGGUGCCUGUGCGAGGAGGUGGCGGAGGACAAGGACGUGCAGUUCAGCAAACAGAGCAUCGCAGCCAUCUCGGACAUCACCUUCCGGCAGUGCGAAAUCUUUGCAAAAGACCUCGAAAUGUUUGCAAGGCAUGCAAAACGAACCACAGUCACUACAGAAGACGUGAAGCUUUUGGCUAGAAGAAGCAAUUCUUUGCUAAAAUAUAUCACUCAGAAGAGUGAAGAGCUUGCAUCAAGUAACAUGGAACAGAAGGAGAAGAAGAAAAAGAAGUCCAGCACAGCCAAGGGAGAGAGAACUCCUGGGGAACAAGAAGCAGCUGUGACUGAAAACGAAGACUCCAACAUGGCAUGAUUUAUUUUUCUAGUAAUGUUUCAGGUCAUUUUCUCUUACUGUCCUAGAGAAACCAGAAUUAGCCUGGAAUUCAUCUUGCAGGCUAGCUCCAGGAAUGAAUAUUUAGGAUUUCAGGUGAAUGUGGUUGGAUUUUUAUUGUUCCAAAAAUGAAAAGUCUGUCAGAAUUCAGUAAGCUUACAGCCAAAAUGCCUUAAUUGCUCACAAAAAAUAUCUGUUAUUAAAAUCAAAAUACUUUAAAUAAAGAGUUUGAAACCAUUUUCACUGAA